Messenger RNA from Striga asiatica, 1911 nucleotides. NCBI's taxonomy places the organism in Eukaryota, Viridiplantae, Streptophyta, Magnoliopsida, Lamiales, Orobanchaceae. The record is from the annotation of a GenBank genome assembly.
UCAUGUCAUCAUAAGUCAUAACCUUACAAAACCCUACAAAAUUUACCAAUAAAACCCCGCCGCUGCCAUUUCCCCUCAUCUCUUUCAAUUUUCCCCCAUUUUUGCCUUUUUAGGGGUUUUUUCAUUCUUUAUCUUCAAUUUGUGUGUUUCGUCCUUCUACCUCGAUUCGCCAUGAGCAACCCCGGUAAAAACAACUUUGACAUGUCCAACUUGGACCUGUCUCUCCCCGCCGCCGCCGCCGCUUUGAGUGAGGAGGAUCGCUCUGAUUUAAUGAAUGCGCUCAAGGAUAAACUGAGCAAUCUGGCUGGGCAGCACGCAGAAGUUAUGGAGAAACUGACACCGAACGUGCGGAAGCGCGUCGAGGUGCUUAGGGAGAUUCAGGGCCAACAUGAUGAGCUAGAGGCUAAGUUUCUCGAGGAGAGAGCAGCACUUGAAGCGAAAUACCAGAAACUUUAUGAACCAUUGUAUACAAAGCGCUUUGAGAUUGUAAAUGGUGUUGUGGAAGUUGAAGGAGUGACCGAUGCUUCAGCGGACCAGGGAGACGAUAAAGCAAACAAGGAUAAAGGUGUGCCCGACUUCUGGCUGACAGCAAUGAAGACAAAUGAGAUAUUGGCUGAGGAGAUUUCAGAACGUGAUGAAGAUGCUUUGAAGUUUCUCAAGGAUAUCAAGUGGUCUAGGAUUGACGAUCCCAAGGGUUUCAAGCUCGAGUUCUUUUUUGAUACGAAUCCAUUCUUCAAGAAUACCGUGCUUACAAAAACAUACCAUAUGGUUGAUGAGGAUGAGCCGAUACUAGAAAAAGCAAUAGGGACACAGAUCGAAUGGUAUCCAGGCAAAUGCUUGACUCAAAAGAUUUUGAAGAAAAAGCCAAAGAAGGGGACAAAAAAUGCUAAGCCAAUAACAAAGACUGAAAAGUGUGAAAGUUUUUUCAACUUCUUUAGCCCACCAGAGGUUCCGGAAGAUGAAGAGGACAUCGAUGAGGAUGAGGCUGAAGAACUCCAGAAUUUAAUGGAGCAAGACUAUGACAUUGGCUCAACUAUUCGGGAUAAGAUUAUUCCUCACGCUGUGUCAUGGUUCACUGGGGAGGCUGCUCAAGAUGAUGAACUUGAUAUGAUGGAGGAUAAUGAUGUUGAUGAUAAUGAAGAUCACGAAGAUGAUGAUGAUGAUGAGGAAGAGGAUGAAGAUGAGGACGAUGAGGAUGAUGAUGAUGAAGACGAAGCUCCUGUCAAGUUCUCAAAGAAGAGAGGUGGGGCGGGGCUAGCUGUGGAAGGUGCGCUGGGCGAACGCCCUGCCGAGUGCAAGCAGCAAAAUCAUAUUUGUUUCAAAACACAAUAUUGUGAAUCUCAGGUUUUCCUGGGCAAAACUCAAAAUGGCAGCAGCUUAUGCAGCUCUACUUUCUCUUAUGCACACCAUAGACCAGAUACAGAGUCACCCCUACCCUCCGAUUUCUCUCAAAAAAACUUAUAUACUAAAUCGCUAACCGAGAACAUAUCUUUGUUGUUGGACUUUCCGGAAAACUAUUCAUUCCUCGACAGCAAACAAGCAGAUGCUUUGGAGGGACGUAUUGGCAAUGCAGCCUAUGAGGCAGAGGAUAUGAUGGAAUCCCGUAUAGUCGAUCAAGUUUUUCAAGCUGCUUUCUCGAGUCAUGGAAAUAAAUUCAGGCUCAUUAAUUUCUUGACUGCUCUUUGUACAGCCACAAGAAGAAGUCAUGCUGAAAACAUUGGUUGCAAAGACGACAUGCUGGAGAAAGUGAUGGGAAAUAUGAGUCUAAUCGCGAAAGACGUAAAGGAGACAAUGGCCAAAGUUGUGGAAAUAGUGAAGGAACAAGGUGAUCUUGGGAACCAAGUCCUUCAGCUCACAGUUGUGUUGUAUGAUAAGGGUGAGAAUAUAGUGACUGAGAGCUUUGUAAGCUAG